Sturnus vulgaris (Common starling) is the source of this 1638-nucleotide messenger RNA. It is a transcript of the gene B4GAT1, whose product is annotated as beta-1,4-glucuronyltransferase 1. Gene Ontology annotation, molecular function: glucuronosyltransferase activity. Gene Ontology annotation, biological process: protein O-linked glycosylation via mannose. NCBI's taxonomy places the organism in Eukaryota, Metazoa, Chordata, Aves, Passeriformes, Sturnidae. Gene Ontology annotation, cellular component: Golgi apparatus. The record is from RefSeq and is a predicted model, not a curated record.
AUGGGCCGGGGCCGGUUUUUGGGGGGCUGCGCGUGGCUGCUGGGGGGUCUGGCUCUGCUCCAGACCCUUUACCUGCGGGCGCUGCCCCCCCCGCGCCCCCUCCGGCCCCGCCGCCCCCCCCGGGGGGUUCUCGACGCCUCGGGGGCGUUCCGGGUGUACUGGGAUGUACUGGGAGCCCCCCCGGGCUGGGCCCGCGACCCCCGGCCCGAGCUGGUCCUGGCCACCCACGGCAGCCCCGGACGAGCGGCGGCGGCGCUGGGGGGGCCCUGGGGGGGGCCGCUAUCCGUGGCCGUUUUUGGGGCGCCCCGGGAGGGGCUGCAGGAGCUGAUGGAGAUUUUGGGGGGGCCCUGCCGGAGUUUGCGGGGCCGCCUGAGGCUGCACGUGGUGCUGGGGGCGGCGGGACCCCCCCCAAAAAUCCCGGACCCACCUCGAGCCCCCCAAAAUUCCGGGGGGUGCCGGGGGGCCCUGGCCAGGCUGGCGGCCGCCGACCCCCCCAGUUACAGUUUGGAGGUGCCGUACCCCGGGAAUCUGCUCAGGAACGUGGCCUGGCAGGGGGCGGCUGGGGGGGGGCUCGGGGGAGGACCCCCACCCAAACUGGGGGCGCGUUUCGUGCUCAUGGUGGACGCGGACGUGGUGCCGAGCCCGGGGCUGCGCGAGGGGUUCCUGGAGCUGCUACGGAACGGGGGCCUACACCCCAAAAACUGGGAGGGACAGGAGGGGCUGCACCCCGAAAACUGGGGGGGACAGGAGGGGCUGAGCGACCCGAAAGCUCCGGAGGCUCAGAAGGAUUUGGGGAACCCCAAAAGUUUGGAUAUUCAGGGGACUUUGGGGUUUCGAGGGGAGUUGGGGGACCCAAAAGAUUUGGAGGCUCCUGGUGGCCUGAGGGUCCUCAACACCUUGGGGGUCCCUGGGUUCCCCAAGGACCUGGGGAUAUCCAGAAGUUUUGGGGACCCCAAUGGCUUGAGUGAGCCCAGUGUCCCCAGUGCCAUGGGGGUCCCCAAGGGUCUGCAGGACCUGAGUGACCCCAAUGUCCUGGAGGUCCCCCACACCCCGAGUGACCCCCACACCCCGAGUGACCCCCUCACGGCCGAGCCCCCCUGGGCCCGGGUCCUUUUCGUCCUGCCGGCCUUCGAGGUGCGCUCGGGGCUGCGUUUGCCGCGCUCCAAGGCGGAGCUGCUGCGCUUUUGGGGCGCGGGGGAGGCGCGGCCGUUCUACGGGACCCUGUGCCCCCGCUGCCAGGCCCCCACGGAUUUCGGGCGCUGGCGGGCGCUGCCCUCGCCCCCCCGGCUGCGUGUGGCCUACGAGGUGCCCUGGAGGGACCCCUGGGAGCCGUUCUUCGUGGCCCCCGCCCGCGGCGUCCCCCCCUUCGACGAGAGGUUCCUCCAGUACGGCUUCAACCGCAUCAGCCAGGCCUGCGAGCUGCACGUGGCCGGGUUCCGUUUCGCCGUGCUGGAUGGGGCCUUCGUCACCCACCGGGGCUUCAAGGAGCCCGGGGGCUUCCACAGGAGCCGCGAGGCCGAGCUGGGCCAAAACCGGCGCCUGUUCCGCCGCUUCCGGGAGGAGCUGAGAGAGCGCUACCCGGGAUCGACCCGGCGCUGCUGACACCUGGGACACACCUGGGGACAGCUGCUCACACCU